Messenger RNA from Dipodomys ordii (Ord's kangaroo rat), 1343 nucleotides. RefSeq names its product SEC13 homolog (S. cerevisiae) (gene Sec13). The transcript is spliced from 9 exons. Gene Ontology annotation, biological process: positive regulation of TOR signaling; COPII-coated vesicle budding; protein import into nucleus. Bases 91 to 1059 code for a protein of 322 amino acids. Gene Ontology annotation, cellular component: nuclear pore outer ring; COPII vesicle coat. Gene Ontology annotation, molecular function: structural molecule activity; protein binding. NCBI's taxonomy places the organism in Eukaryota, Metazoa, Chordata, Mammalia, Rodentia, Heteromyidae. The record is from RefSeq and is a predicted model, not a curated record.
GGAGAGCCAGCCCGGCACCGGAAGUGAGCCGUCCGGAGGCGCCGCCGGGAGCUGCCACGUCUGAAACCGGGAGUCGGCGCCACCGCAGCGAUGGUGUCGGUAAUUAACACUGUGGACACGUCCCAUGAGGACAUGAUUCACGAUGCCCAGAUGGACUACUAUGGCACCCGCCUGGCCACCUGCUCCUCUGACAGGUCUGUCAAGAUCUUUGAUGUGCGCAACGGAGGGCAGAUUCUCAUCGCCGACCUCCGAGGGCACGAGGGCCCAGUGUGGCAGGUGGCCUGGGCUCACCCCAUGUACGGCAGCGUCCUGGCGUCCUGCUCCUACGACCGCAGGGUCAUCGUCUGGAAAGAGGAGAAUGGCACGUGGGAGAAGACUCACGAGCACGCCGGACACGACUCGUCAGUGAACUCUGUGUGCUGGGCCCCCCAUGACUAUGGCCUGAUCCUGGCCUGCGGAAGCUCGGACGGGGCCAUCUCCCUGCUGACCUACGCCGGGGAAGGCCAGUGGGAAGUGAAGAAGAUCAGCAAUGCCCAUACCAUCGGCUGCAAUGCCGUCAGCUGGGCCCCUGCUGUCGUCCCUGGGAGCCUCAUAGACCAGCCAUCAGGCCAGAAGCCCAGUUACAUCAAGAGGUUUGCCUCGGGCGGCUGUGACAACCUCAUCAAGCUGUGGAGGGAAGAGGAGGACGGCCAGUGGAAGGAGGAGCAGAAGCUGGAGGCCCACAGUGACUGGGUUCGAGACGUGGCCUGGGCUCCCUCCAUCGGCCUGCCCACCAGCACCAUCGCCAGCUGCUCCCAGGACGGCCGGGUGUUCAUCUGGACCUGCGACGACGCCUCGGGCAACAUGUGGUCGCCCAAGCUGCUGCACAAGUUCAGCGACGUGGUGUGGCACGUGAGCUGGUCCAUCACUGCCAACAUCCUGGCUGUCUCGGGCGGCGACAACAAGGUGACGUUGUGGAAAGAGUCAGUGGACGGACAGUGGGUGUGCAUCAGUGAUGUCAACAAGGGCCAGGGGUCCGUGUCCGCUUCGGUCACAGAGGGCCAGCAGAAUGAGCAGUGACCCGGGCUGGCGCUGCCACCCGCAGCUCCAGGACCUCCGCCACCCAGGAGAAGAGCCACUGACUCCACCCAGACUCCCUGCCCAGGAGUAAUCACAUGCCGCCACAGACGGCGUCUGCCUCCACCCGAUUCCACGGGUGAGCGCAUUUGUCUUAGGAAGAGGAAACUACAAAUGACUUAAUCUAUUAUUUUAAAGUAUUUUUUGGCCAUUUUUAUGUGUCUUUGGGUUUAAGCAUUAUUGGGGGGCAGCUGUUUCCAAAAUAAAUAAAACCAUAUUGCUUAUAA